AUGAGAAUGGAACGAGGGGAGGACGCGCCGGCUGCACAGAAGGCUACUUCGUACGCGUGGGAUUGCUCGCAACAGCCGCUUCCCCCCAGCAGCCGAGGCAAAUGGGUUCGGCUGAAUGUCGGGGGCACCGUUUUCUUAACCACCAAGCAGACCUUAUGCCGCGAGCAGAAAUCCUUCCUCUGCCGCCUGUGCCAGGGAGAAGAGCUGCAGUCAGAUCGGGAUGAGACAGGCGCAUAUCUCAUAGAUCGAGACCCAACUUAUUUUGGACCUAUUCUUAAUUUUCUCCGGCAUGGAAAACUGGUACUGGAUAAAGAUAUGGCUGAGGAAGGAGUUCUGGAAGAAGCAGAAUUCUACAACAUUGGGUCUCUAAUCAGACUAAUAAAAGACAGACUGGAGGAAAAGGAUUACACCAUAACCCAGGUGCCACCAAAGCAUGUCUACAGAGUGCUGCAGUGUCAGGAGGAAGAGCUCACACAGAUGGUUUCUACAAUGUCAGAUGGGUGGCGCUUUGAACAGCUGGUGAAUAUUGGAUCAUCCUAUAACUAUGGGAAUGAGGAUCAAUCGGAAUUCCUGUGUGUUGUCUCGAAGGAACUGUGCAGCUCACCCAGUGGCCUCUAUUCUGAGUCCAGCCGGAAAGUCAAGGUGCCGCCUGUUGCAACACAGAAUCCUGAGGAAGACCCAGAACAAGAACAGCAGAAUGAUGAGUUGCAGCUGCAAGAAGUUGAGAGGCAGGAGGAGGCACCAGUGCAAGCAGAAGGUGGAGGAGCUUCAAAAGAGGGUGCAUGGAGUGCCUGUGUGGGCAUCAAGCAAUAUACAGAAGCCUAAGGCUGGUGAGAGGUGGGGGAAAACUGUGCAUUUGGCAGCUGUUGCACUUUGGUCUAAACUGUUUGUUUUAAUACUAAAUUUGUAGCAAACUCCAGCAACCCAAGAUUUCACUGAUUCUCUUUCUUCGUGUGACCUUUUAGAGGCCUUUUACUUUCUGCUCUUUCCAUUUUACACUCCGUC
Molecule: messenger RNA, 1005 nt
Organism: Protobothrops mucrosquamatus (brown spotted pit viper)
Lineage: Eukaryota; Metazoa; Chordata; Lepidosauria; Squamata; Viperidae
Gene: KCTD17
Product: potassium channel tetramerization domain containing 17
Exons: 6
Coding region: 1-825 (274 amino acids)
Biological process (GO): protein homooligomerization; proteasome-mediated ubiquitin-dependent protein catabolic process
Cellular component (GO): cytoplasm; Cul3-RING ubiquitin ligase complex
Molecular function (GO): cullin family protein binding
Source: RefSeq, a predicted model, not a curated record